GUAUUUCUUUGUCUUCACCCAUUGAAGGUGUUCAUGAAGGCUGCACUGCCAUGACCGCAGCUGCCUGCUAUGAUCGCCCGAUUUCACAGGACACCAUCCGGAGGCCUUCACCGUCAAAGCCUCCGCUGCCCAUUUUAGUGCGCGCCUCAAAGCCAGGCGAGCAGCGCUUGGUUCCUUUGUCCUUGGCCGAACACAGUGACCGCAGUGCUCCGCUGGACAUAGCUUUGAGUUGGGAGCAGCCGGUUGAUCCCAUUGCGUUCACUGAGUCAUUGGCAAAGGCCUUGAGUCUAUUUCCUUGCUGUGCUGGCCGUUUUGUCACCCGCGAAGUGUCUGUGGAGCAAGCUGCCGGGGUAACAUUGAAGGAGCGCAGAACAUGCAUUUUGUGCAAUAAUGCUGGCAUCACAUUCACCCACGGUCACCACAACGGUAAACGGCCAUCAGUGAUUGGGCCCAUGACUGGUCUUUUUGGCCGCGCUGCUGGCACAACAACGAAAGCUGAUGGAUGUGGUGGGCCACUGCUGAGAGUAAAGCUGGUGACUUGCCAGGAUGGCCAGAUAUUGGCUCUGAGCUUCUCACAAGGUCUCGCAGAUGUGGAAGCCAUGGGUCUUUUCUUGCAAGCUUGGAGCAAGUAUCACUGUGGAGAGGAACCAUGCUACAGUUCCCAUGAUGCUCGUAUUGCAUUGGAUGGUGCCGUCAGCAACGGAUUUCCAAAGCUGGAUCCAUCCUUCACCUACCUUCAUCGACGGGAACUUACCACAAGAGAGUCAAGCGCUGCUACAGCUGCAGCUGCAGCAGCCGAAAGACUUGGUGUUGCAACGUUUCUCCUAAAGUGGGAGGAGCUGAAUGGCCUAGCAGACAGCUUCUCACAGCAGCUUAGAGGCCGUCGUUUGAUCUACGACUCAGAAAGACUCUCGUACGACGAGGUCGCGUUUGCUCUUGUCGUCGAAUCGCUGGGUAGGGCAGUUUGUGCCAGUGUUUGGCUGGACUAUGGCUUGACUUUUGGCUACGACCGCCUCUUUGGACAUGUUCGUGGGGUUGCGGAUGUGGACUUGCCUGCAGAGGCAUUGGAAGCAGCUGCUGUGAUGAAGAGGAAACUUCAGAUUGCAAGAGGAAGUACCGAUUUCUGGCGCUGGAAGGCACAACAGACCAAAAGUUGUCCUGUUGAGCCAACCGCCGAGAUCAUUUUCAGCUCGUGGUUAGAGGCUGCUGAGCUAACGAAGUUUGCAUUCACUUCCGGGGCUUCACCUUCCGGCGUAGGUCUAGGGUGCAGCUUCUGGGACUGGUGGAUGCACACUCCAGAGGCACGCCGAAGAGCUGGUGGCGGUGGUGCUGUUGGAGCAAAUGGGCAAGGAUGUCCUUCCUUGGUUGUGCUCCUGCCACAUGAAGAUGGGGUUCAAGUACAGGCACUUUUGCCGCAGAAGGCUGCUUCAAAGCUUUGUGCAAAGCACAAAUGCUUUGUUUACUACCCUUAAAAAGGUAAACAGUUCCAAGUCUUCAAGAUAAAGGUUUCCCACAAGAGGCACUCUGACGUGCGUAGGCCAACACACAGGUUGCACAAGCUUGAGAAGGCUUA
Molecule: messenger RNA, 1573 nt
Organism: Durusdinium trenchii
Lineage: Eukaryota; Dinophyceae; Suessiales; Symbiodiniaceae
Source: the annotation of a GenBank genome assembly